GGCUUUUUCGUCCUUCGCCCUUCUCAUCAGGUGUAAUGGGACAAUGGUGGCUCGUCAUGACCGAGCCCGCAGUACAUUCGUUUCGCGUCAUUUUUGGUAAUGCCCGUAGCCUUUCAUUUAUCUCUUGAUUGCUUCCGGCAUCAAAGAUGCAGCUCCGUCUCUGGUGUCUGCCGCUAGCGGCCCAACUGCUGCUUGCUGGACCCACCGUUGCCGAUCCGACAUGGCCGUCGCCGACCGACGAGCUGGAGGAGAUCAUGUACCAACUCAAGGCCUUCAAGGGUCGGAGGUUCUCCGACACGGUGGAUCCCUGCUCGAAUGAAGCAUCCGGGCCGGGGAGGCAGAAUGCUGCCGAAUGGCUCCGCCUCGGAUUCCACGACAUGUCCACGGCCAAUGUGGCUGCCGGAACCGGUGGUCUGGACGGGUCUAUCCAGUACAUGCUUGACAACGGCGAGAAUCUCGGGCCCGGCUUCAACACUACUCUGCGAUUCAUGUCAGCGUACCUCUCCCCUCGGGCGAGUAUUUCGGACCUCAUCGCCCUUGGCGUCUACACCUCUGUGCGCGCCUGUGGCGGUCCCGUCAUUCCUAUUCGCGGGGGAAGACUCGAUGCUCCGGGGGCCGGCGAGACCGGCGUCCCACAACCGGAGCACGACAUCGGCUUGUUCCGGCAGCAGUUCGCACGCAUGGGGUUCACCCCCGAGGAGAUGAUCCAGGUCACGGCCUGCGGCCAUACCCUCGGCAGGGUGCACCGUACCGAGUUCCCCGAACUGAUCACUCAGGAUGAAGUCGGUAUAGACUCUACUGUAGCCAGUUUCGACAACAGAGUCGUCACUGAAUACCUCGAUGGAAACACCACCAAUCCCCUGGUUGUUGGCCCAGCCAUUGCGCUCGGGAAGGACUCGGAUCGCCGCAUCUUUGACUCGGAUGCCAAUGCCACGGUCAAGGCUCUGGCAGAUCCGGCUGAGUUUGAGACCGUCUGCCAGCGGAUAUUGCAGAAAAUGAUCGACGUGGUACCGCAAGGUGUGACACUGUCAGAACCAAUUCAACCAUACACCUUAAAGCCCGUCGACAUGCAGUUGACACUCGACCCAAGUGGCAGGAUAAUGCGACUGGCGGGCCAUAUCCGCAUCCGGACUACGCACCUUCUUGUCACUGAGAUAAAGGACAUCAAGCUCGCUUACCGAGAUCGGAAUGGUGGAAACGAUUGUGGGAGGAGUAACUGCACCAUUACCGCGACGGUGCAGGGUCGCGGCAAGGGCUUUGACGACUCUUUUGCUUUCUUUCCGGUCGAAGCCGUCCUCUCAACCAAGACAGGCAUCUCAUCCUUCACCGUAACCGUCAACCUGAAGAACGGCACCAGCCUCUUAUUCGACAACAACGGCCAUUCCUACCCUCUUCAAGACGCCGUCAUGCUGCUGCGCCCACAGAGCUGCCUCUCGCAGCACACCGGCGCCGUCAGCGUCUCGGCGGCCAUCCGCAACGACCGCGCCGACCUCACCGCCACGCUCCUCAUCUCGUACAAGCAGCCCCGGCCGGGCCUCCCCGUCGCGGGCCUGCACAACAUGACCAUGUCGAUGCGGAGGGGCGCCUGCGCCGGCCAGUACACGCUCUACACGGCUAACUGGACUAUCCCGGGAGGCAUCAGCUUCGCGUCCAAGAUCGACAUCAUCAGCGGCGAGCGGGGGGACAUCGUCGCGGACGAUUUCAACGACGCCACUGAUCUUCCGGGCACUUGCGCGCCUUUCCUAGGCCCGCCAGAGGAUCUGUGCGAGACCGUCGUGGCUACGAUACCGCCGGCGACGAGUCCCGUGCUUGCGGCGCCGACGACGAUGCUGACGACGACGACGAGGAGCAGCGCGGCGGCGAGUCCAGUGGCGACGACUGCCGCCACGACUACGCCGUCUAUGUCGAUGCCAACGCCAGCUGAGGCGGGGACUGCCACCGGCCCACCGGCUCCGGCGGCGAGCGGCAGACAUGAGUUGGGCCUUGGCCAUACAUUCAAGAGCUUCUUCGAAUAUAUGACUAAUUACGUUGUGAAUUUCUUCUUUGGCUACGAUCGUUGGCAACUUGUGAACAACCAGCUUGGGAGAGUUACUUAGGCAAUCUACUUUGGACGGCUUGAUGAAUAUAUAGAGACAGCGACAGCGUCUGGCAGCUAAUUAUAAUUGAUAUUGCCAUCGCCUGGAAACGGGCUAAUGCCCAUACUUCAGAUCUGAAGGCUGUUGAAAUGCUGCCACGGUGUGGUCCAGCUCCCGUCGAAUACCAAGGUCGCUGCCUGCUGCUCAAGUCAAGAAGCACGCAAUGCCUCGUAUCUCUG
Phialemonium atrogriseum is the source of this 2314-nucleotide messenger RNA. Its product is annotated as heme peroxidase. The record is from RefSeq and is a predicted model, not a curated record. Gene Ontology annotation, biological process: response to reactive oxygen species; hydrogen peroxide catabolic process; cellular response to oxidative stress. The transcript is spliced from 3 exons. Bases 147 to 2096 code for a protein of 649 amino acids. Gene Ontology annotation, molecular function: peroxidase activity; heme binding. Lineage: Eukaryota; Fungi; Ascomycota; Sordariomycetes; Cephalothecales; Cephalothecaceae.